AUGAGCUCUACAUUUUGGCUCCUCAAGGUGUCGGUCUUGACCUUGGGGCUUGGCAUUAUUUUAUUUAUAUUGGGAAGCACAUACCUCUAUGAGGAGUCCAGUGGUCUCAAACCAAAGCUCCCACUUUCUGUGCCGACUGUCCAGAUACUGAAGCUUCUACCUGAAGGGCAUCUCAGGGACCUCUUCACCUAUGAUGGAGUCUGGCUGUUCCCGAAAAAUCAGUGUGAAUGUGGAGCUGCCAGAUGGCGGGGCUCUAACUUUCAGGACGCCUACGGCCAGAGCGACCUCCCCGCAGUGAAAGUGAGGCGACAGGCUGAGUUUGACCACUUUCAGAGGAGAGAAGGGUUGCCCCGCCCACCACCCCUGCUGGCUCAGCCCAACCUCCCCUUUGGGUACCCCGUCCACGGGGUGGAGGUGAUGCCCCUGCACACAGUUCCCAUCCCAGGUCUCCAGUAUGAAGGACCAGAUGCCCCUGUCUAUGAGGUCACCCUGACAGCUUCUCUGGGUACACUGAACACCCUCGCUGACGUCCCAGACAGUGUGGUGAAGGGCAAAAGCCAGAAGAAAAUGACCAUUUCAACCAAUAACCGGAAACUUUUGAAUUUCAUCCUCCAGCACGUGACAUACACCAGCACAUUGUACCAGCACCGCAGGGUGGAUGUGGUGAGUCUGGAGUCCAACUCCUUAGUGGCCAAGUUUCCAGUGACCGUCUGCUAUCCCAUCAUACCCAAGUUAUAUGACCCUGGACCAGAAAGGAAACUCAGGAACCUGGUGACCAUCGCCACCAAAACUUUCCUCCGUCCCCAAAAGCUCAUGACCAUGCUCCAGAGCAUUCGUAAGUAUUACCCAGAUUUGACCGUGAUCGUGGCUGACGACAGCAAGGAGCCUCUGGAAAUCAAUGACGAAAACGUGGAGUAUUACUUCAUGCCCUUUGGGAAGGGUUGGUUUGCUGGUAGGAACCUGGCCAUCUCGCAGGUCACCACCAAAUACGUUCUUUGGGUGGACGAUGACUUUCUCUUCAACGAAAAGACCAAGGUCGAGGUGCUGGUGGAAGUGCUGGAGAAAACCGAACUGGACGUGGUAGGCGGCAGUGUGCUUGGAAACACGUUCCAGUUUAAAUUGUUGCUGGAGCAGGGCAAGGAUGGGGACUGUGUUCACCGGAGGGCAGGCUUUUUCCAGCGCCUGGAUGGCUUUCCCAAAUGCGUGGUAACCAGUGGUGUUGUCAACUUCUUCCUGGCACACACAGAGCGGCUCCAGAGAGUUGGCUUUGACCCCCGCCUGCAGCGAGUGGCUCACUCAGAGUUCUUUAUUGAUGGGCUUGGAAGCUUGCUUGUGGGGUCAUGUCCAGAAGUGACUAUAGGUCACCAGCACUAUUCCUCAGUGGUGGAUUCGGAGCUGACCACCCUGGAGAAGACCUAUAAGACAUACCGGGCCAACACCAAGUCCCAGGUCCAGUUCAAGCUGGCCCUCCACUACUUCAAGAACCAUUUCCACUGUUCUACCUGAAGGUGCUGGGCAUCGGAGAAGCAGGCUCGCUGGUCAUGGUAACAGAAUAAAGGAACCAGUGGUCAAGUGGCCAUAAACAGGACUUCUGGGGCGACUAGAUUGGGCCAGACUGUACCAGUCAAAGCUAAGGAUUAUGAGAAAUGGACCAUUCACUGAUCAAGACAAUGGAGACUGGAUUGACAAUCAUUUGUCUGUAUGUUGCCUCAUCAUUUAUGAAGCAUUGGCACAUGUAACAUCUCUCAUCAUCCAUUUGUUCUCACACCAAAGAGCUUGUUGGUAUCCUUAGUCAAAAGUAUGGCUGCCGGGUCCUUGAGGGUUAAUUUGUGGAAAUUUUAACACACUUGGAAACAUCCUCUCCAGCAUCACUACCAUGCGCAAAUUUUUAUCUGGUCCUAAGGCAAAUAAUGUAAAUAACCCAGGGCCCUUGCCAUGAGGCGGUCGCAGCCUAGCUCAGUGGCAGUAUUGGCAGAUGGGGGCCAGAGGGUCUGUGGUGAGAGCAUGAAGAGCGCUCUGGAGUAAGCCCAUCUGGACCUGGGACGAUGGUUGGGGUUCAGGCAGUUGGGGAGGGAGGAGAGCUCUGGGGUAUCCACUGUCUGCCGGAAGAAAGAUCUCCCUGGCAUCAGACUCACUAUCACAAAGACACAUUCCAGAGCGCCAGGGAUUGAACUUGGACCCUGUGCCAAGAUGCUAUGAUAAACUGGGUAAGGCAACCAUUGAAGUCUAGGGACUUGAGACCAACCGCUGACCGGUCAAGACCCGUGUCAUCACGGUCAAGACCUGUGUCAUCACGGAGGCGCCAUCAUGUGGUGGUGACAAAGGCCUUAGCUAUGAGCUGGGAGUCAGCCAAUGCUACAAAUGCUGCUGUGGUUGCUCCUCUUUCCUCCUGAAGAUGGUCUAGGGUAGUUUAGGGUCUCUGAAAAUGUGUCUGUGGGGCUAUUAACAAAACUUCACGAAAAAGUGUCUUGAUGAUCAAAUAACCUUGAAAACUCCUACAUACUGAUCCUUCCUCUUGGAAAAUUCACAUUCACAUACGGAAAGCUCCCAGAAGUUGUCCUGCAGUAAAUAACUCGGUUAACUUUCUCUCAUGCAACAUUUUUCAGAUAUGGAUAUAGGCUGGCAGUCAGUUUUUAUUCUCCCAAAUCAAA
Messenger RNA from Talpa occidentalis (Iberian mole), 2651 nucleotides. It is a transcript of the gene B4GALNT2, whose product is annotated as beta-1,4-N-acetyl-galactosaminyltransferase 2. The coding region runs from base 1 to 1506 and encodes 501 amino acids. The transcript is spliced from 11 exons. Gene Ontology annotation, cellular component: Golgi membrane. The record is from RefSeq and is a predicted model, not a curated record. Gene Ontology annotation, biological process: UDP-N-acetylgalactosamine metabolic process; UDP-N-acetylglucosamine metabolic process. Gene Ontology annotation, molecular function: hexosyltransferase activity. NCBI's taxonomy places the organism in Eukaryota, Metazoa, Chordata, Mammalia, Eulipotyphla, Talpidae.